AUGAACAUGUUCGUCCCUAGUUCCUCUAACAAAUAACAAGAGAAAAAAGCCGAAAGUAAAGCAGUUCCCGCUGCCAAACCUACUUGAAAAGCGACGUUGCUUGCUUCUCAAUCUAUCCCAGAAUCAGAAUCUAAUCAUGGCCGAAAAGUGAAAAGAACCCAGAAGCCCAAACUAUCUGUCAAAAAUUCUGUUGUAUUAUAUAAGAAAAUGAUGCUCACUCUGUUUUACACUAAAUUCAGUCUGAAUCAAUGCACCUCUGCCUCAGUGUGGCAUUGUUGUUGGUUGUUGUUUUUGUGUGAAUUUGAAGCAUGGCGAGUUCGAGCGGUACGAAGCCGUCGCCGCCUGUGCGGAGGAUGUCGAAGGCGCAGGCUAUAAUGUUUGAUCUUCCUAGCAACAUUGGGGACUUGGCUGUGGACAGUGACUUGGUUCCCUCGUCUUUGCCCUCCAUUGCUCUCAUUCUUCGAGUUGCCAACGAGAUUGGGAAUGAUAAUCCCAGAAUUGCCCAUCUCUGCCGCCUCCAUGCAUUUAAGGAGGCUAACAGGAUUGAUCCAACAUCAAGUGGACGUGGUGUUCGCCAGCUCAAGACAUAUUUGUCAAAUAAAAUAGAAGAGGAAAAAGAUGAAAUAAAGCCUCAACUUGCAAGAACAGAUGCAAGAGAAAUCCAAUUGUAUUACCAGAUCUUCUAUGAGAAAAAUAUUAAAGAGGGCCAAGAUACAAAACAACCGGAGGAGAUGGCUAAGUUUUAUCAGAUUGCAAUGGUUUUGCAUGAUGUGUUAAAAACAGUGGUACCUUCUUCACAAGUUGAUUAUAAGACCACCAAAUAUGCAAAAGAACUUGGGAGCCAAAAGGAACAGUAUGAACACUACAACAUUCUUCCCUUGUAUGCUGUUGGGAUAAAACCAGCAAUUAUGAAACUCCCUGAGAUCAAUGCUGCAUUUCAAGCCAUACGUAAUGUGGAGAAUCUGCCAAUGCCCAUGGCUCAUUCAACUGUAGAUGUCAAUUUAUUUGUUAAUGAUAUAUUUGAUUGGCUCUUGUCUCUUUAUGGUUUUCAGAAAGGGAAUAUAGCAAAUCAAAGGGAGCACCUAAUAUUGCUACUUGCCAAUAUUGAUGUGAGGAAUAAGAAUCUUGAAACUUAUAGUGAGCUUGAUAGUAUCACCAUACAGUAUUUGACUGAUGAAAUAUUCAAGAAUUAUGAAUCAUGGUGUGACUUUAUGUAUCAUGAAUCGCAUGUUAGAAGGUAUCCCCAAGGUUACGCAGUACAACAGCUACAACUCAUUUACAUUGCACUUUAUCUUCUCAUAUGGGGUGAAGCAUCAAAUAUACGAUUUAUGCCUGAAUGCAUUUGCUACAUCUUUCAUAAUAUGGCAAGCGAUGUUUUUCAAAUUUUAUCUAGCAAAGUGCAUCCUGUUAGUGACACAAACCAAACAGCAGCGCUUGACCAAGAAUACUUUUUAAGAACUGUCAUAACACCUAUUUACCAAGUUCUAUUUAAGGAAUCGCAAAAAAAUAAAGAAGGCAAGGCAAGCCAUUCUAGAUGGAACAACUAUGAUGAUCUAAAUGAGUUUUUCUGGUCUGAAAAUUGCUUCAGGCUAAGGUGGAGAAGAGACCAUGAAAAAUAUUCUUUUGUGCAGCUUGACGAGAUACCACUUCUGAACGAGAUUUUUAGUCCAUGCACUGUUGGAAAGAGGAAGCAUAAAACUAACUUUGUUGAAGUCCGCACAUUUUUGCACCUAUAUAGAAGUUUUCACCGAAUGUGGAUAUUCUUCAUAAUGGCUUUCCAGGCUAUGGUAAUUAUUGCAUGGACGCGUUCUGGGUCUAUAUUUACUUUGUUCGAUGAAGAUUUCUUAAGAAGAGUGUUAAGCAUUUUCAUUACUUCUGCUGUUCUCAAUCUUUUGGAAGCUAUUCUGGAUAUAGGUCUUACUUUCAAGGCUUGGGGGAGCUUUGAAUUUACCCAAAUACUACGAUACCUUAUGAAAUUGUUCAUGGGAGCUAUUUGGGUUGUGAUUUUGCCAAUAGGUUAUUCCAUUUCUGAGCAGAAUCCAACAGGAGUUAUCAAGUUCUUUAAACAUUGGACUGGGAAUAUGCAAAACCGGUCAUUUUAUAAUUAUCUUGUUGUACUUUAUUUGAUACCUGAUUUACUGGCUACUAUACUAUUUGUGCUUCCACUUUUGCGGAAAAAAAUGGAGCUCUCAAAUUGGUGGAUAAUUACUCUUGUUAUGUGGUGGAAUCAGCCAAAACUUUAUGUCGGAAGAGGCAUGCAUGAGGACUUCUUCUCACUCCUAAAGUACACCUUGUUUUGGAUAAUGCUGCUAGUCAUCAAGCUAACAUUUAGCUAUUUUGUUGAGAUUAUGCCACUUGUGCGACCAACAAAGGAAAUUUUGGAUAUGCCUGGUGAAAACUAUCUGUUGCACAAGUUUGUUCCGAACGUUGCUCAUAAUGUCGGAGCUAUCAUAGCAAUAUGGGCUCCAAUUGUCUUGGUUUAUUUUAUGGAUACUCAAAUAUGGUAUUCCAUAUUUUCUACCCUUUUUGGUGGGGUUCUUGGAGCCUUCAGACAUGUGGGUGAGAUACGUACACUUGGGAUGCUGCGAUCCAGAUUUCAAAAAGUGCCUCCAGCUUUUGGUCAACGUUUUUUGCCAUCAGCACAUCAUGAUUCAAAGACAAAACUCUUGGAUAAAUCAAUAGAACAAAAGAAUAUGGCAAAUUUUUCUCAAAUGUGGAAUGAAUUCAUUCGUUCCAUGCGUGUGGGGGAUCUAAUUAGCAAUAGGGAUCAAGAAUUGUUGCUUGUCCCAUGUUCUUCAAGUGAGGACACUGUGAUUCGGUGGCCACUUUUCUUGCUAGCUAGUAAGAUUCCUGCUGCAUUGAACAUAGCAAAAGAGUUUAAGGGGAAGGAGGAUGCUGAGUUAAUUAAACUGAUUAAGGGUGAUUCUUAUAUGCAUUCAGCUGUGAUUGAAUGUUAUGAGACGCUUAGGUGUCUUAUAUAUGGCCUUUUGGAAGAUGAGGCUGAUAAGAAGAUUGUGAUGAACAUUUACGACAAAGUAGCCAAUAGUAGACGAGAGGAGAAGUUUUUGAAAGAAUUCAAGAUGAGCGGAAUGCCUUUCCUCAGUAUAAAGUUGGAGAAGUGGCUAAACAUCUUGAUGACUGAUUAUGACGAUGAUGAAAUAUACAAGGCCCAGAUAACCAAAGCCCUGCAGGGUAUCAUGGAUACUGUUACACAUGAUGUUAUGAUUAACGGCCAGAAAACCCUUCAAGGAGAUUACAGUUUUCAGAACAGCAAAGAUGGACAGAGUUUUGAAAUGAUUAAUAUUCAGGAUAGACAGAACAAAUCUUGGAAGGACAAGGUCCGUAGGCUUCACUUUCUUCUGACUUUCAAAGAAUCUGCUGCUGAUGUGCCUCGAAAUUCAGAGGCUCGACGUCGUAUCACUUUUUUCACGAAUUCAUUAUUUAUGAGGAUGCCAAGUGCACCAAAAGUCAGUGAUAUGCGCUCCUUCAGUGUUUUGACUCCAUAUUACAAAGAAGAUGUUCUUUAUUCUUAUGAUGAACUUAACAAAGAAAAUGAGGAUGGGAUAUCGACUUUGUUCUACCUGCAGAAGAUAUAUCCAGAUGAAUGGACCAACUUCCAGGAGCGUAUGAAUCACAAAGAGAAUGAGGAGGAUAUUUGUAACUGGGCAACCUACAGAGGACAGACUCUUUCUAGAUCAGUGCGAGGAAUGAUGUACUACAGGAAUGCUCUAGAACUUCAAUGCUCCCUGGAAUUCCCUAAUCAUAAUGCUAUUUCAAGGGAGGAGGAUUCUAUUCGAGUGCAAGCACUUCCUGAUUCAAAAUUCACCUAUGUUGUAUCUUGUCAGAUCUAUGGAGCUCUGAAAAGUUCUGAUGAUUCUAAAGACCAAAGGCAUCAAAAGAAUAUUCUGAACCUCAUGUUAAUGCAUCAAUCUCUACGUGUUGCUUACAUUGAUGAAAGAGAGGAGACUAUUAAUGGAGAACCUCAAAAAACUUAUUACUCUGUUCUUGUCAAGGGAGGUGAUAAAUUUGAUGGCUAUGAAAGGGAAAUAUACCGCAUCAAACUUCCAGGUCCUCCAACAAAAGUUGGUGAAGGAAAACCUGAAAACCAAAACCAUGCCAUUAUCUUCACCCGUGGUGAAGCUUUGCAGACUAUAGACAUGAAUCAGGAUAACUAUUUUGAAGAGGCUUUUAAGAUGAGAAAUGUUUUGGAAGAGUUUGAGCACUCCUGUUGCUGGCAACGGAAACCUACAAUAUUAGGUUUAAGAGAGCAUAUAUUUACAGGAAGUGUUUCAUCACUUGCUUGGUUUAUGUCCAAUCAAGAGACUAGCUUUGUAACUAUUGGCCAACGCUUUUUAGCGAGUCCUCUGAGGGUACGGUUCCAUUAUGGUCAUCCUGACAUAUUUGACAGAAUCUUCCACAUAACAAGGGGUGGCAUAAGCAAAGCUUCAAAAACUAUUAAUUUAAGUGAGGACAUAUUUGCAGGGUUCAAUUCGACUCUUCGAGGAGGAUAUGUAACACAUCAUGAUUAUAUCCAAGUUGGAAAAGGACGUGAUGUGGGCAUGAAUCAAAUAUCAUCUUUUGAGGCUAAAGUUGCAAACGGAAAUGGAGAGCAAACACUUAGUCGUGAUAUGUAUCGACUUGGAUGUCGAUUUGACUUCUAUAGAAUGCUGUCAUUCUACUUCACAACUGUUGGUUUCUAUUUUAAUAGCAUGGUUACUGUGCUUACUGUAUAUUUAUUUCUCUAUGGACGUUUGUAUUUGGUUAUGAGUGGAAUGGAAAGAGAGAUUCUGGAGAAGUCAAUCAUAAAUCAGAACAAGUCCCUAGAAGCAGCUUUAAUUCCUCAGUCGGCCUUUCAAAUGGGCAUCUUAUUGGUCCUGCCUAUGCUUAUGGAAAUUAGCCUGGAGAAAGGGUUCCGCACUGCUCUGGGUGACUUUAUUAUCAUGCAGCUGCAGUUAGCCUCUGUAUUCUUUACAUUUCAGCUUGGAACAAAAGCACAUUAUUUUGGGAGAACAAUCUUGCAUGGCGGUUCUAAGUAUCGAGCUACUGGGCGUGGAUUUGUUGUUUUUCAUGCCAAGUUUGCUGAUAACUAUAGAUUGUACUCAAGGAGUCACUUUGUGAAAGGGUUAGAACUCGGUAUACUAUUGGUCUUAUAUGAAGUUUAUGGGGAAUCAUAUCGCAGUUCAAAGCUUUAUUUGUUUAUCACCUACUCAAUCUGGUUCCUGGUUGGAUCUUGGUUAUUUGCUCCCUUUGUCUUUAACCCCUCUGGUUUUGACUGGCAAAAGACGGUAGAUGAUUGGACAGAUUGGAAGCGGUGGAUGGGAAUUCGUGGAGGUAUUGGUAUUCAGCCUGAAAAAAGUUGGGAAUCAUGGUGGGAUGGAGAACAAGAGCACCUUAAAUACACAAAUAUACGAGGAAGAGUGCUUGAGAUUAUUCUUGCACUUCGCUUCUUUGUCUAUCAAUAUGGGAUUGUCUACCACCUUCAUAUAGCUCAUCACAGUAGGAGUUGGCUGGUUUAUGGAUUCUCAUGGGGUGUUAUGGUAGCAGCGCUUUUAUUGUCAAAGAUUGUAUCAGUGGGUGGACAAAUAUUGGGUAUCGAACUUCAGCUAGUGUUCAGGAUGCUCAAGGCAUUUCUUUUUCUUGCCUCCUUGGGGAUCAUUAUUGUUUUAUCCAAAGCAUAUGGCCUCACUAUAUCAGAUUUAUUGGCUGCUGUCCUUGCCUUCAUGCCCACUGGCUGGGCCCUUCUUCUUCUGGCACAAGCUUGUAGGCCUUUGUUGGAGGGGUUAAUCUGGAAGUCAGUAAAGGAGAUGGCCAGAGUCUAUGACUACAUCAUGGGAUUACUGCUAUUCACGCCCAUAGCCAUUUUGUCAUGGCUCCCUUUCGUAGCUGAGUUUCAAACCCGCAUCCUCUUCAAUCAAGCAUUUAGCAGAGGACUUCAAAUUUCUAUCAUCCUUGCUGGGAGGAAAGACAAGGCCUCACCUAGAUGAUUUAUUUAGCAUCUCAUAUUCAAUGUUUUUGUCCUAGUUACAGUGAGAAUCAGUGUAACCAAUUUUCCCAAGCCCCAAUCUGCUGUGAAUUGCUUAUGUAUUUAUGCAUUCUGGGCCUAAUGGCUUAAGAUUUGAUGAAAAUUGUAUUGCAGUAGUUGAUGAAUGCCUUUGAGUAAUAGAAAUAAUUGUAUUGUAGUACUUGAUGAAAAGAUUUGAUUAGCAAAGUAAUAUAUGCAUUGUUGUCA
Messenger RNA from Theobroma cacao (cacao), 6229 nucleotides. RefSeq names its product callose synthase 7-like. The record is from RefSeq and is a predicted model, not a curated record. Gene Ontology annotation, cellular component: plasma membrane; 1,3-beta-D-glucan synthase complex. Gene Ontology annotation, biological process: (1->3)-beta-D-glucan biosynthetic process. NCBI's taxonomy places the organism in Eukaryota, Viridiplantae, Streptophyta, Magnoliopsida, Malvales, Malvaceae. Gene Ontology annotation, molecular function: 1,3-beta-D-glucan synthase activity.